Messenger RNA from Pseudomyrmex gracilis, 1855 nucleotides. RefSeq names its product mitochondrial 2-oxodicarboxylate carrier. Lineage: Eukaryota; Metazoa; Arthropoda; Insecta; Hymenoptera; Formicidae. The record is from RefSeq and is a predicted model, not a curated record. The transcript is spliced from 9 exons. Gene Ontology annotation, biological process: transmembrane transport. The coding region runs from base 928 to 1833 and encodes 301 amino acids.
GAAGACACGUUUGCACAAAAGAGCGAAACGACAAGUGGAUGAUGAGUCCGGUUUUUUCUUAUCUUUCAAUUAGAGCCAAUUCCCGGAAUUGUGCGCACGUCGAUUGAGAAAAUGCAGAAUCGACGAAAAAGUUUCUUAAUAUAUAACAAAGCAAAACAGAUAAGACUGAAAAUUAUUAGAUAAUGCUGUUACAAGAUGAGUCUCAGAGAGAGAGAGAGAGAAGAUAGACACGUGCACGCGUUGUCACGUGAUAAAAGAACCAGCGUGUACAGAUUAGCGAAGAUGAAAGGCGCUAUAGGCGACUUCGAACACUCCUCCGUGUAAUUCACACGGAGAAGAUCGCAGUCGGAAAAACGCGAUUUCACGCGCAACUUGGCUAGACAAUUGUUUUGUUUUGUUUUAUUUUAUUUUAUUUUGUUCUAUUUUAUUUUAUUCGAGAUACCCACUAUAUCUCGCUCCUCAGUACAACGUCGCACUGUUCUAUCUAUCGGAGAAAUUAAAAAAUCUUCUAUCGUGCGCAAUUACACGCGCAACGCAUAAAUAAAUAAGAUAACACGAGCCGAGAGUGUAACGAGCGGCAGCUCGUUCGUUUCGAGUUAGUGAUUUUACUCCGAAAGAGCACGACUUGUAGCCAUUGCAACGACAUGAGCGAUCGUCAUUAAUUAACUUUAAGGAUUAUAAAACAUUUAUUUACGUUGCCGGGCUUGUCGAUAUCCGAGUUUGCUCACCAUCUCUUUCACGUCGUGCGGACCAUGCUGUCACAAGGCUUCACCAGUAGGAUUCUAGUCGUGGAAACGGACAAGUUGUCUAUUUUUGUAGCAAAAAAAGUGUAGUAUACACUGAUGUAAUUGUGUGAUUGUUCUUUCCAACAUUCUGUAUACCGUUUUAAACAAGCCCUUUGUUAAAAAAAAAAAAAAAAACGCAAAAAUGGCGCAACGUACCAGAGACAGUCUUUUGAAAGAAGCUGUGAUCCAGAUCGGUUCUGGAGGAUCAGCGGGUUUUAUUGAGGUCUGUAUAAUGCAUCCGAUGGACCUCGUUAAAACGCGUUUCCAGCUCCAAGUAAAAACUGCGACAUCAGAUCCGUUGUAUUACACAGGUAUUCGUGAUUGUAUGACCAAAAUGUACAGAACUGAAGGACUGACGGCGUUUUGGAAAGGAAUUCUACCUCCGAUAGUUGUCGAGACUCCUAAACGUGCUGUUAAAUUUUUUACGUUCGAACAGUAUAAACAGUUCUUUUUGUUCGGCGCUAGUGCACCUACACCAGUGACAUUCUCGUGCGCUGGCUUCUUCGCCGGUGUCACAGAGGCAAUAUUAGUCAAUCCAUUCGAAAUGGUUAAAGUGAAUCUACAAUCCAAUCGAAAACACGUCAAUGAGAGCCCGUCCACGCUCGCGGUAACAAAAGAAAUCAUUUCGAAGCACGGUUUCGGCUCAAAUGGUCUUAACAAAGGGCUCUCUGCCACUAUAAUGAGAAACGCGGUGUUCAAUUCGUUUUAUUUCGGUUUUUAUCAUUCCGUCAAGGGAUACGUGCCGCCUGCAAAAGAACCUUGGUUGGAAUUUUUAACCAAGGUUGCCAUAGGAUUCGUAUCGGGCACCGUCGCUUCCUGUUUGAACAUACCAUUCGAUGUUGCCAAAAGCCGUAUUCAGGGAUCUCGAGAGGGUUCACAGUACAGAGGAACUCUCAACACCAUGUAUAUUGUUUACAAACAAGAAGGAUUCAAGGCUUUGUACAAGGGAUUGGUGCCAAAAGUGUUGAGAUUGGGUCCAGGUGGUGCCAUUAUGCUAGUAGUGUACGACUACAUGCACGCAUUUCUUAUGACAACAUUGAAAGACUAACUUUUGUACUUGCAUUUUUGAA